Messenger RNA from Cryptococcus wingfieldii CBS 7118, 1029 nucleotides. RefSeq lists its product as hypothetical. The record is from RefSeq and is a predicted model, not a curated record. The transcript has a single exon. The coding region runs from base 1 to 1029 and encodes 342 amino acids. Lineage: Eukaryota; Fungi; Basidiomycota; Tremellomycetes; Tremellales; Cryptococcaceae.
AUGUCUACACAGGCCAUCACCACCACCCCUCCCACCCUCCCCAGCCCCACCAACGCCUCUGACGGUGCUUUCCGCAUCCUCGAAGAGGUCGAACCCACCAUCUUCCAGCACCUCGCCGCUCUCGCGCCCACCACCGCCAUGCUCAUCUGCAAGGCUUACCACAACUCUACCAAAAACGAGGUGUACAGAGAGUUCAAGAUGGGUACUGCCAUGCUCGAGGGCUUCCACAAGGCGAACCCCGGACUUGACGAUAGCGCUCCCCGCCGCCUCGCCCUGGCUCUCCAAAACACCCGCGUCAUCCAUGUUGACGACAAGGACGGGGCGGAGGCGUAUGAGAAUCUGCUCAGGGUGGGCAUGACCUUCCGAGAGAGUUCUCCUCAGUUAGCCUUUUUGCCGAUGUUGAAGAAGGUGGAGGUUGCGAGUGAAGUGACGGCUUCAAAGGCCUUCAACACCAAGUCCUUCGAUUUCCCGCGCGUCCAGCAGCCUGUCUCUGUCCCCACCUCCCACGACAAUGCUUGCGACAUCUCUUCUGGCGGUGACGCUCUCGAGUACGUUGCCCACCUGCGCUGCGACAAGCAAGGCCAUGUCUGGUCUCCCACCCUACUCCCCACCAACUCCCAGCCCUCGCACGUCACCGAAAUCUACCACCUCACCGCGAACGACGCAAAGAGCGGCAGUCUCCCCAUCUUCCGCUACGGCGAUGACACUUCUUGCCCAUUUCUCUCUCGACAACUCAUCCUCUCCAUAGAGCCUCCCAAAGAUGGCGAGACAUGCAGCCCCGUGCUUCCUGCAAUCAGGAACUGGCUUUGGAGGACUAUGGUCACUUCCCAGGAGGACGCUCGGGCUUCCGAGAGGUUGUUGGCUUUGAGGAGGAAGCAGAAGGCGCAGCAGCCGAUGGUUACCGUCCACGUCCCAUGCUUUUCCUCUAUGGAGAAGUCAUUCUACGAGGGAUGUGACAAGGUGCAGGUGAAGCAGCUUGAUGCGAGCACUUGUGAGGCGUACGGCCUGUCGGCAGAGUAUGCCUGGUAG